This is a messenger RNA of Sander lucioperca (pikeperch), 5011 nucleotides long. RefSeq names its product interphotoreceptor matrix proteoglycan 1b (gene impg1b). The record is from RefSeq and is a predicted model, not a curated record. Lineage: Eukaryota; Metazoa; Chordata; Actinopteri; Perciformes; Percidae. The transcript is spliced from 19 exons. The coding region runs from base 1212 to 4250 and encodes 1012 amino acids. Gene Ontology annotation, biological process: visual perception.
GACUUAAAACAUGGAGCCUUCCCCACCCUGAUACACCAUAACAGGAGAGGUCCCACAUGCUUCUUUCAUCACAGCCAUUACGAUCAGCACUCAAUUCUUCAGAGAGAAUAGAGGAACGGAAUCUUUGACGGAGACUUUCCUGAUCCGGCUUUUUUUCUUUCUUUCUGCGAAGCAACGCCAAACUGUGUUUGGAUGGGACAAAUAUGGAAUAAGUGAGCAUCAAAAAGACACCUCAGGAAGUGGAGUUGAGUUCAUUGGUUCCUCCAUCUCACAGGUAACAGUGCAGAUAACAGAGGAGGAUGAUCAAACAGCAUUAGCAAUAGCCAACAGGAUCAGGGUUAGAUGUAGACACUGCUCUUUACAGGAAGAAGAGAGGCCUGAACUUGGCUGUGCAGCUAGAGUAGGAAUGAGGCACAUUGUUUGACUGGUAGCCGGGUGAACAGCACAGAACAAAACGGCAAUCCUGACCUCACUUGGCACCCAAAAUUGUUGGCCUGAGAGGCAGGAAUUUGCUGUGGGCACCCAGGAAGGAUACAUCUAAACUGAGAGAGAAAAGAGGAAGAACUAGGCAGUUGGACAGUGACAUGUAGAGGCGGAUAAGAACACACAAAGAGUCUGGGCGUCAGUGAUCAAUUUGGGGCAACUGCAGGGAGUAGUUAUCUGGUCAAGGCUGGUUGGCAGAUCCCCAAGUCUGUUCAGCUGACAGAUGAGGGUCCAGAAGGUGGCUAACAGGAUGAGGACAGGCGGCCACGUGGACUCGCAGGGAUUACAAGCAGCAAGAAGAAGGUAAAGGGAUUAGACUCAAAACGGAGCCUGAUUUUUUAACCUCGUCACUGUUUGUCACACUGACAGCAUAGAAGAAAACUCCUGAGCCAAACCACCGUCUCUCCAUCCUCUACCUCUCCUCCCUCCCUCAUCUCACCUCUGCUCAUCUACUCAUGCAGCCACCUUGGUUGUCUACAGGGAUCCAGCAGCAUCCAAGAACUAAAUUCUGCUGAAGAACUGAGCUGGAGCACAGAUAGGAGUGGACUGGACACCCUCCUUUUGGUACAUGCUAACAAGCUGAAGACCUUGUCAGCACAGAUGUGGACACUGUUGCACACUCUGCUAAUGGACUCAAGAUAAAAGAGAUUGUGGAUUUUAUUGUUGUUUGCAACAGUCUCUUUACAAAUGACAACUUUGGGCUUGAAAAGUACAUAAAUUAACCCAUCAUGCUUUUGAAGUCAGGACUAUUCUUCACUUUGUGUCUGUUUACCCUCCAAGCAAGUCGAAUCAAAGACCUUCAUGACCACGGUUUUUCUGGACUCAGGGAUGUGAAGUACCGACACUUUCUAGAAGCCUCCAGACCUAUCAGACACACCACAAAUGUCAGAGCAGAGCAGGACGGACAUCGGACGAAGAGGUCGGCGCUGCUCACCACGGGGGUCAAGGUGUGUCCCCAGGAGACGAUGAAAACAAUCAUCAGCAGCCAUCGGGCCUAUUACAAGCUCAGAGUUUGUCAGGAAGCAAUUUGGGAAGCGUUUCGGAUCUUCUUGGACAGAGUCCCAAACUCAGAGGAGUACAGAGCCUGGCUUUACACCUGCCAGCAUGAAAACCUCUGCAUGGACGACCUGGCCCAGAACUUCAGCAGCUCUCAGGAGCAUCAGGACCUGGUGGCCAUAAGAGUAGCCGAGCAAGCUGAAAUUGAAGGAGUUAUCACUGGAACCACAGAGUCAGGAAGGGAUUGCACAUGGACACCGGCACCUUUUCUGCUACCAACUGAGGCUGACGUGAUCCCAGAAGACCCCAACAUGAUCAAAGAGAACUAUGAGGAGUAUAUUGUUGAGUUUAGAGUCACUAUCGUGGACCCGGCAUACAAUAAGCUGCUCAGUAACCCAGGGGUCGCGCAGUACCAUGAGAUCACACAAGAGCUCACAAACAAGAUGAUUCGUGUGUUUGAAAAAGUUCCAGGAUUCAAAGAGAUUCGUGUUCUAGGAUUUCGCUCAGAGGAUGUGUCUGUGCGUUAUGCCGUGGUCUUUAAUGGAGAAACAGAGCUCAACGAUGAACCUGAGGGUCUUGAGGAGCCUGAAACAGACGAGGAUGUGAAUGCUCCUAAACUGAAGCACAUCAUCGUAAAGGCCUUCAAACAGGAACCGUCACUGGACAUACAGACACUCAGUUUUGAGGCUGUAACCACAGUUUAUUCAGUUGCGGAGCUCGGCCUGAACCCUGUUAAGGGCGUUGUAUCUGAGGUCGACACCACACAGGCACCAACAGCGGACAAUAGUUUCCUCCCUACUGUGGCAGUGAUAGAAAACUCUUUGGAAGCUUCUGCAAUCAAACCAGAAGCACACACCUUUGUGCCUUUCAUCCCAAACAUCUUCCCAGAAAGCACUCCUGCCGUCAUCGAUGAGACUCCGUUAACGUCAUCAGCAGAGGAGGAAUCCACAGUAGAUUCUGCUGAGGAGCCCGGUGACAUUAUAACAUCAGGCGCACAUCUGGAAACUAUCACAGAGCAGGGAGAGGAAGCAGAGCCAGAGGUGGAGGAGAUACCACCAACUGAGCCUGAUGACGGAGGUGAGGCUGAACCUGAAGAACAGGUGACAGACGAACCUGAACCAGCUGGUGGGGUCACCGAGGAACCCCCAGAGCAACAGAAUGAACUUCCCAUAGCAACUCCAGACUCCCAACCAGAAGAAGUAAAUACUGAUACACCUGUGGAGGUUAACCUGGACCUGCCAGAGUCUACAGAUCCCACGGAGACAUCUGUCAUAGAAGCAGCAGUCACAGUCGCUACACCAUCACCUCAUGAGGAUGUCGUCCAAGGCACUGAACCAGAAAAAGACGUGGAGUCUUUGGCAUCCCCUGCAGAGAGCGGCGAAGCCCCCGAGGACAGAGAUGAUUCUAGUGGAGGGCACAGUGGAGCGACCUCGGUCUCAACAGACCUGCCUCCUGAGAACUCAAACAUUCAAGAGGAUGGAGGGUCAAGUCAGAACGGGACCGAGGCGAAUGUGACUGAACCUCUGGAAGAAGAGAGCGGUAGUGGAUUCCCCUCAGAGUCUGACGAAGGUCCGUACGAAUCCACGGCUGCACCGGCCAUGAGACAAGCCAGCACCCCUCUGAUGACCGCAGUGGAUAAGGGCAAAGAGUUAGUGGUUUUCUUUAGCUUGAGGGUCACUAACAUGAUGUUUUCUGAUGACCUGUUCAACAAGAGCUCCCCAGAGUAUAAGUCACUGGAGAAUACCUUCCUUGAGCUGAUACAGCACUCUGGGUCCAGAAACUCGCCAAACCCAGGAGCUUCCAGUAAAUCUGGGCCUGGGAGAAAGACGACUUUAGCCUCAAUACCGCUUCUCCCAUAUCUACAAUCCAAUUUAACGGGAUUUAAGCAGCUGGAAAUUCUCAACUUCAGGAACGGCAGUGUUGUGGUAAACAGCAAGAUGAAACUUGACAAACCGGUACCUUAUAAUCUCACGGAAGCGGUUCACUGUGUGCUCGAAGACUUCUGCAGUGCGGCAUCUAAACGGCUCGACAUCGAGAUUGACAGUCGCUCCCUGGAAGUUGAACCAGCUGACCAAGCAGACCCCUGUAAGUUCCUGGCCUGCAACGAGUUUUCACGCUGCGUGGUAAACAGUUGGACCGCAGAGGCGGAGUGUCUGUGCGAUCCGGGCUACAGCAUCGUGGAUGGCCUGCUGUGUCAGAGCACCUGCGCUUUGCAGCCAGACUACUGCCUGAAUGAAGGCCUGUGUGAAAUAAUCCCAGGGCAUGGAGCCACCUGCAGAUGCCCUGUAGGCAAAUACUGGCACUACCACGGAGAGCGCUGCAACGAGCUGGUGUUGAUGCCAUUAGACCCUACGUUAAUUAUGACCUGCCUCGUGGGAAGUCUCUGCUUUGUUUGUGCCAUCAUUGGCAUUUUGUUAUUUAUUAACAAGAAAUGUAUAAGGAUCCAUAAGGCUGUAGCUUUGGUGCACACCCCUGCUCCCUAUGCCUUUGAGAAUACUUUGAGGGUGAACCCCAUAUUUGAGAAUGAUGAUGGUGUCUUAAGUCAAGUGUCCACAUUGCCAUGUCCUUCAAGUUCUGCUUCUUCCCAAUCCCAACAGUCUGAGCAAGAGCAUUUUGCCUCAAUUGAAAACAUACAUCUGAGUAUUGAGAUCCCCAGACAACUCUACACAACAAGAUCAGAAAAGUUAGUCUCAGAAAUGGUGGACUUCCAUCACUGUAUACCACACAAUGAGCUCUAUGAUGUGUGCAAAGACGUGGCGACCGCCAAAUGAAUACAGAACGUGCUGUCUGGUAAGGGCAUCAGAUAACGAAUGUUUUGAAGUAACAGUUCUUUGAUGACACCUUGUUCGUCUGAGGAGCAGCCGACACAGCGCAAAACAUGAGAUAGCAAAGACAGAAGUUGCUGUUUAACUAUAUAUGGGAUGCUAUGGUAAAGAUGCAGGUACGGUAGACCAGACACAUGGUGUUAAAAGUGUUGAGAUUAAUUGUUCAUAGUGAUCAAAGUGUCUUGUUAGACAGAGAGCUAUGGAUAUUAAGGUGGACUUAGGUUGUCUUAAAGUGGAACCUAAUAUUUAUUCUAUAUAUUGAAUGGUAGGAACAUUUCCUGUAUACCCUUGGCAAAGGUUGUUCUUUCCUCACAAUGAGGUAUUUAUAAUUUACACACAGAUACACAUGGUGGUAUCUUAAGUUUAGACUGUAACAUGUUGUUUAUUUUAAUGCUAUACUUUACCAUUGUUGUGUCCCAAAAAGAGAAUGAAUGUAAAAGCUGUUGACUUGGGUCAUAACAUAUUGUUUAUAGACAUAUUGGCUGCUGAGCUGUAUUUAUCAAUCUGUCCUAUUCAAAACAACUCUUCCAACUAAUCAUAUGUGUUUUGAGAUUAGGAUUUUUUACACAUUUUGCAUUUAAAAGCAAAGAAUAAACAGUUUUUUUGCAUUAAGAAAUGUGAUGUUUUGUUGGUUUUUGACUGCUCAAAGAUGUCUAACUGAGCCAGUUGUGACAAAUAAUUAAAAAAAGUUGUUUUGAUGAGUUAAA